This is a messenger RNA of Acipenser ruthenus (sterlet), 3881 nucleotides long. RefSeq names its product peptide chain release factor 1, mitochondrial-like. The coding region runs from base 217 to 1548 and encodes 443 amino acids. The record is from RefSeq and is a predicted model, not a curated record. The transcript is spliced from 10 exons. Gene Ontology annotation, biological process: translational termination. Gene Ontology annotation, molecular function: translation release factor activity. NCBI's taxonomy places the organism in Eukaryota, Metazoa, Chordata, Actinopteri, Acipenseriformes, Acipenseridae.
UUUGCCAUGUUUCCGGGAGGCACAGUAAACUAAACUGAGUUAAAUGGGAACGUUUAAAACGGUAUAAUGUUAGUUAUUUUAGCUUUAUCUGAAUUACAUUGAUUUGCGAUUUAAGAUUAGUGACCCAAGCAGGUCUUUUUGAUCAUGACCAUUGUUGGUGCGUUUGAGUAAAGUUAUUUGUAUUUAUUUGGGGUGGGUGAAAAUAAACAGGCCAAGAUGAAGAACCGCAUCUGUUUCAUCGGAAGUCAACUCAGCAAACAGCGCUUUCUUCUGGCAAUGGCAGGUGCUGCACACGGGUCCAGACAGUGCGCACUAACGCAUCGUUAUUAUCAGCAAUGGACCUGGCGACGGACUCCAUGUGGACCUGCUGGUUUAUAUACACAACAGCUGACAAGAAGACACUGCCAGCAUUUCUCCAAGGAAUUGUUACAGCAAGAAUCUGUUCAAAGAUAUUUAGAGAAGAUGAUUGAAGAAUACCGACAGGUUACCCAGAGACUGAAUAACACAGCGCUCACUGAAAGUGAACGCAGGACCAUGAGCAGAAGGCAGAUCGAACUGUCACCCAUGGCAACAGUAUUUCAGCAAUCUCAGCGUGCGGUGAAAGACAUGAAGGAUGUGCAGGCUAUUAUUGAAAGUGCAGAGGCAGGAGAAGACACACAGAUGUUGGAGCUUGCUAAAGAAGAACAGAAGGGCAUCAGAAAACUCAUUGAAACACUGCAAAUAAAACUGCUUCAGAGUCUGGUGCCUAGUGACAAGCAUGAUGCUAGCGAUGUUAUUGUGGAGGUGGCUGCUGGGAGAACAACAGGAGGUGACAUAUGCCAGCAGUUUACAAGAGAAAUCUUUGAAAUGUAUCAGAAUUUUGCAAGCUACAAGCAAUGGGCUUUUGAAGUUCUCAACUAUACUCCUGCUGAGUAUGGGGGGUUGCAUCAUGCAGCUGCCCGCAUUGCGGGUGAAAGUGUUUACAGGCAUUUCAAAUAUGAAGGAGGAAUGCACAGAGUCCAGAGGAUUCCUGAGGUCGGCCUCUCAUCCAGAAUGCAGCGUAUUCACACUGGGACUAUGAUGGUUAUUGUAUUGCCACAGCCAGAUGAGGUAGAUGUUAUUAUAGAGCCCAAGGAUUUGAGGAUUGAUACGUUCAGAUCGAAGGGAGCAGGUGGACAAAGCGUUAACACAACAGACAGCGCUGUUCGACUGGUUCAUAUUCCCACAGGAAUAACAGUUGAGUGUCAGCAGGAACGCUCACAGCUGCAAAACAGGGAAACUGCAAUGAGGAUGCUGAGAGCGAGAAUUUACCAACAGCUCAUAGAAAAAGAGACGGAGCAGAGGCAAAGUGCCCGGAAACUUCAGGUAGGAACACGGUCCCAGUCAGAAAGAAUUCGAACCUAUAACUUCACUCAGGACAGAGUGACUGAUCACAGGAUUUCAUAUGUUACUCGAGAUAUCAAGGAGUUUCUGAGUGGUGGAGAACUGCUGGAGGAGUUGAUCAGUGAGCUACUGAAGUCAGCAGAAACGGAGGCUCUUCUUGAACUGGUAGAAAACAGCAGAGACUGAGAAAGUUACCACGGAAUGUGACAUCCAAAUGUCGGUGCCUAUUGACACCACCAGGCAACUACUGUACCAGUGUAUCUACAACCAGACAAUGCAAAUACAACGUUCCCCUUUAGAAGGCAGCCCUUUAUAAUGUGGGAUCAGUUAUAAUGCAGCAUUGCAGUGACUCCCAUUUGCCCUACAAUGCCAUUCCACUAGCACGUCCAUACUCGCUAUAAGAAGGAACACAAAUAGCAUGGUCUUGUAACUAUGACUCCAGGGUAUAGCUGUAUAAAGAGGAUGCACGGUAAUAAUGCUGCUCGGACUUCCUCCAGUGAUUAUAUUCACUACUGUAUUCACAGUUAUCAUCACUGUCAUCAUGGGUUAAACUGCAGUUAUCUAUUUACAAUAAAUAGUAAAACAUACUGUUAAUCUGGGUUUGUGGUUAUAUCAGACAUAUAGCAAUUGGACAGUUUUUGGUUUUACGCUACCCCUGUGUAAAUAUGGUGUGUGCAUGCCCAGGUUUAGGCAGCACAGUCGGAGCAUAGCUGCAGGUUUUUGUUUCACAGAGAACUGUUGACAAACAACACUUCGUUUUAUUGGAAACUAUGUUGUGUUUCUGAAAGGAGAAGCCACCCUCAAAUCACACACGUAAUCAAACUGUUCCUUUAAAUAGCCCUCUUGUCUACGUCUUCAUGUCAUUUCUUUGUUUGGUCCUCCUCACCCUGCAGCGUGCCUUGUCCUGGCGGAAGGUGGCCCAGAGUGCCACUUGUCCUGCCCGCUGGCAUGAGCUGUCAUCAGUCAAUAGUCAUUACAUCAUAGUCCAGCCCGCGUAUAGGGGAGGCUAUCGAGCUCCAGUGGACAAGACCAUGGGCCAGAGUAUAUUACGUUUCAUCAUGGGCAUGGUCAUAUGUCAAAUGAGGUAAAGAAUCUUUCAAUUCAAAUCUUUUGUGGCUGUUUUCAGAUUGUAGAUUGUGUUUCGUUUACUGUGAGAGGGUUCGAUAUUAGCCAGACACAUUAGAUACGCAAUAAAACAAUAUCAAGAAACUCUUUUUUUUUAAAGUGAAAUUAAAGGCUGCAAUUAUCAUUGGGGUUUGAAAAAUGAUCUGUUAUUAAAUGAGUUAAGCUUUACAGGAGGUGUAAAACAGUGGUAAUAACAUGAUAGAACGCUCUUGGAGGUUUUUAAAAAAUACAUUUUUAUAAAUGCCUUGAAAAUGGCAAUCAUUUCAGCCAUCAUUUCAGUAAGUACAUUAUAUAAUUUUAGAAAAAAGCAACACCCUGUUUUUCUUAAACGUUUUAUAACCGCACCCUUGAAUAUAGGCGUGUGAGUUUACAUCUCCGAUAAUACGCCAUCACAGAGCAGAGCGCACGGAUUGGUUGCGAGCCUGUCAGUCAAGUGGUGCUUUGACUGAAUUGGUUUAUCUGGGCCAUGUGCACUGUUUGAUGUGUAACGUUAACACAAAAACAAAGAAAAACACCUUGUUUUGUCAACUGACUGUACGUUGAUGUUUUAAAUUCUUACCUUGGGUCUUAACUUCAUAGUACGGCAUGAUAGGUGUUUUAGUAGGCUUUACGUAAACUGAUCGAACAAUAAACGCCCCCUGGUGGCGGACUAAUCCUUCUCUCUUAGAGUAUUGUACCAGGCUACCUGUAUUUUUUUUAACAACAAUUUGAUACUCCAGACAUGAACGCAAAGUAUAUAAGAGCUAAAUAAAUACGGGUAUAAAGAAAGAUUUUACCGACUGUAAAUGUAUUGUCUCUGGAAAUUGUAGACUUGUUAUUAUUAUUAUUAUUAUUAUUAUUAUUAUUAUUAUUAUUAAAUAAGUAAUGUAAAAUGUUAUCUAUAAAAAAGGCAAUUCUGUUUUAAAUCCUCAGCAGCCGUCGCGCUGGAGGUAUGCGGAGUAAGUGGCGCAUACAGAUUCCAUACGUGAAGACCGGUGUGACCUUACAGUUACAACUGCCAGUUGUGGGGAAUGUAAACAAACUGGACUGCAGUUGGCGUCUGCUUUUUGAUAGUUUACAGUGAAAUUCAUAUGUGUGUGUAGUUAUGUGUAUUUCUGUAUUUUAUAGUUUUCCGUGAUGUGUUUUUGACACAACAAACCACGUGGGGCAAAUUCCGUCAACCAAACUCCAUGGCGCAUCACUCAACAGCACAGCCAAUCACAAUGUGACAGUAUGACCAGAUCGGGCACCCGUACAGAGCGGAGAACAACAAGCUAGGGUGCGCGCGCUCGCUGUGCGGAGUGAUAAAUGUGAUUGUGGAGCUUUGGCACUGCAGAGAGAGGCAGGUGACUAUGUCGUAAACGUCGGUUUAUUAUGAGUUAAAAAAAAAAAAAAAAAGGAAUUACAUUUGAAAA